UGCACACAGGUGAUUCGAAAUCCGUAGUAAUCUUAAGGGGACGUGUAAGGAAUGUGCAGCGAGCUAUAGUUAAAUUCAAUGUGCUGUAGUGUUUGACACGUUGGCGGUCAUGUGUUUUUCUUUCGAUUUACAAUUUUAAGUUUGAAUUGCUUCGAGUAUCUGAAGUGACCACAGACAACCAAAAAACGAAAGGAUUAAAUGGCCUCUGCCCUGGAUAGGAAGGGUACCUUCAAGGUUGAGUACCUUCGGAAGAUUGAACAAGAUGUUCAGGCCAGGUGGGAAGAAGAAAAGAUAUAUGAAGUGGAUGCUCCAGUUGAACCCAAGAAGAGUCUUGAUGAAAAGUUUUUCUGUACAUUUCCUUUCCCCUACAUGAAUGGCAGGUUACAUCUGGGGCACACAUUUUCUCUCUCCAAAUGUGAGUUUGCAGCCCGCUACCAGCGACUAAAGGGGAAGCGUGUGUUGUUUCCUUUUGGCUUUCACUGCACAGGAAUGCCAAUUAAGGCAUGUUCUGAUAAGCUGAAAAGGGAGAUGGAGGAGUUUGGCUUUCCACCAGAGUUUCCAGCCACUGCAUUUGAAGUAGAGCCUGAGGAAUCAAAAGCUGAUGCAGUUGUCAAGGACAAGAGCAAGGGCAAGAAGAGCAAGGCAGUGGCAAAAUCAGGCAGUGGCAAAUACCAGUGGCAGAUAAUGCAGAGUCUUGGGCUUUGUGAUGAUGAAAUAAAGAAAUUUGCAGAUGCUUCCCAUUGGUUGGAUCAUUUCCCUCCGCUUGCAGUUAAAGAUUUGCGCAGAAUUGGAAUCCAUGUUGACUGGCGUCGUACAUUUAUCACAACUGAUUCAAAUCCGUUUUUUGAUCAGUUUGUGCGAUGGCAGUUUCUACAACUGAAAGCUAGGAACAAAGUAAUGUAUGGAAAACGCUACACUGUGUUCUCUCCAAGAGAUAAUCAGCCAUGUAUGGACCAUGACCGCAGCACUGGUGAGGGUGUUGGGCCACAGGAAUACACACUCAUUAAGAUGAAACUUUUAGAGCCUUUCACUUCAAAACUGAGCUCCCUGAAAGGGAAACCUGUCUUCCUAGUUGCAGCUACACUGCGUCCAGAAACUAUGUAUGGCCAGACUAACUGCUGGGUUCGCCCUGACCUUCAGUACAUAGCUUUCAGCACAACUACUGGUCCAGGUGAAGUGUUCAUUUGUACCAGGCGCUCAGCACGCAACAUGGCAUAUCAGGGCUUCACAAGAGAGGAGGGGAAACUUGAUGUGCUGCUCGAACUUACCGGACAGGACAUAAUGGGCGUCGCAUUGCAAGCCCCUCUCACAUCCAAUACAAAGAUAUACACUCUGCCAAUGUUGACUAUAAAAGAAGAUAAAGGCACUGGAGUUGUAACAAGUGUUCCAUCAGAUUCUCCAGAUGAUUAUGCAGCUUUACUAGACCUGAAGAAGAAGCAGGCCUUGAGGGAGAAGUAUGGGAUUGAGGAUGAAAUGGUCCUUCCAUUUGAACCUAUUCCAAUUAUUGAUGUGCCGGACUAUGGAUCUCUGAGUGCCGUCACUCUUUAUGAGAAACUCAAGAUUCAGAGUCAGAAUGAUAAAGAUAAACUGCAGGAAGCUAAAGAUUUGAUAUAUCUGAAAGGCUUCUAUGAUGGUGUUAUGUUGGUAGGAGAUUUCAAGGGAAAGAAAGUUCAGGAUGUGAAAAAGGCUCUGCAGAAACAGCUGAUUGAUAAAUAUGAAGCUGUUACAUAUUAUGAACCAGAGAAGCAAAUAAUAUCAAGGUCUGGUGAUGAGUGUGUUGUAGCGCUCUGUGAUCAGUGGUACCUGGAUUAUGGUGAAGAGCGCUGGAAAGCACAGGCAGUCAAGGUUUUGAAUAGAAUGAACACUUAUCAUGAAGAGGUGAAGAAGAACUUUAUGGCUACUUUGAACUGGCUGCAUGAGUAUGCCUGCUCUCGGACAUAUGGCCUUGGUACAAAGCUCCCCUGGGAUGAAAAGUGGCUCAUUGAAUCUCUGUCUGAUUCAACUAUUUACAUGGCCUUCUACACUGUUGCUCAUCUGCUGCAAGGUGGAACAUUUAAUGGCAACAAGACCAAUUCUUUUGGCAUCAAGGCAGAACAAAUGACUCCAGAAGUUUGGAACUACAUCUUCUAUAAAGAUGCAGAGUUCCCUGCAAAUACCAACAUUUCAAAAGCAUCUUUAGAUGUAAUGAGGAGAGAGUUUGAAUACUGGUAUCCUGUGGAUUUGCGGUGUUCUGGGAAGGACCUUAUUCAGAAUCAUCUGACAUUCUUCAUCUAUAAUCACUGUGCGUUGUGGCCAGAUGAUGAGAGCAAAUGGCCUUUAGGCAUUCGUGCAAAUGGGCAUCUGCUGCUGAACUCAGCCAAGAUGUCCAAAUCAGAAGGAAAUUUUCUGACCCUCUCGGAGGCUGUGGAGAAGUUUAGUGCAGAUGGGAUGAGAUUCUGUCUGGCCGACUCUGGAGAUUCUGUAGAGGAUGCCAAUUUUGUUGAGAGUACAGCAGAUGCAGGUAUUCUGCGAUUGUAUACGUUCAUUGAAUGGGUGAAGGAGGUCCAGAACCUGAAGGCCACUUUUCGAGUGGGACCAGCGGAUACCUUCAAUGAUAAAGUAUUUUCAAGUGAAAUAAAUUUGAAGAUACGCGAAACUGAUGACAACUACCAGAAGAUGUUAUUCAAGGAAGCACUACGAACUGGCUUCUUUGAGCUGCAGGCCUCCAGGGAUAAAUACCGUGAACUGACACUAGUGGAAGGUAUGCACAAGGAUUUGGUGAUACGGUUUAUCAAGGUGCAGGCUCUGCUCUUGUCGCCAGUGUGCCCUCAUGUGGCAGAGCACGUGUGGGAGCUUCUGGGAGAAAAAAGAAGUAUUCUUCAUGAACAGUGGCCCAUUGCUGGUCCCAUUGAUGAGGUACUCGUGAAAUCAUCAUGUUACCUUAUGGAAGCAGCUCACAUGUUUAGAAUAUUUCUCAAGAAUCAUAUGCAACCCAGAAAAUCAAAUAAAGUCACUGUUAGUGGUUCAGUUUCAGAGAAACCCAACCAGGCUACCAUAUGGGUAGCCAAGAAGUUUCCUUCCUGGCAAGCAACAGUGCUGAUGACACUUAAGCAGCUUCUUGAUAAAACAGCUUAUCUUCCAGACAACAAAGUAAUUGCUUCAGAGCUGAGCAAGAAACCUGAACUGAAGAAAUACAUGAAGCGUGUAAUGCCGUUUGCACAAGCAACUCGUGAGAAGAUAGAUACUGUUGGUGUGCAAGCCCUCAACCUUACACUUGAAUUUGAUGAACUGGAAGUUCUGUCAAGAAGUAUUGUCUACUUAAAAAGUACUCUAGAUGUUGAAAGUAUAGAAUUGAAGUAUUCUGAUUCAGCUGAAGCAACAGAAAGGAUCCGUGAGGACUGUUGUCCAGGAAUUCCAUACAUUGCUUUCACGGUUUGUCCGAGCAUGUCUAUGACUCUGAUAAAUCCUCAGCCUCAGAGUGGUCACUUCACACAUGUUGUUAGUGUGAGAGAUGGUGAUAACGUUGCCAAAUUAACCGCUCAACUUACCAGAGCUGACCAGCUUAUAGACCCAAACAGUAUUCAGCUGUGGCGAUAUGACGAUCCUGAACUUGGUCCGAGGAAGAUGCCAGCCUUCAACAGUCCAACACAGGGUGUAGUACGUAUUGAAGACAAUGCUGUAUUCUGUGUGAAUGUUGCAAAGAAGAAUAUUGAACUUGCUGUUAAUGGGACAAGAUAUCCAGUUGGCUCACAAAUAAUUUACACCGUUGAGUAAUAGACAAACUGGAAUGCUGUGGUAUUUAUUGAGGUCUCUCGUAAGUCACAGAGAAAAGUGAGACUGGCAAGAAGAGGUAAGGGAGAAAAAAAAAAAGGGCCAAUUGCAAUGCAGUAAUUUUUAAUGUGACUAUUGCUACCUGCAACAGUUUGGAAGUAGCAGAGCCUUUACUGGCCAUGUGAUCAAUCCAAACCAAGAAUUUCAUUCUUUCAACAUUGAUACAGUUACCCUUAAGUUAUAAAUCGUGGGCACCAGCCCUAUAAAGCCAAGAGAUUUAAAAUUUCUAUUCCUGGAUGCUAAAGGUUCAUGACUUGUCAACAUUCUGUCAAAGUAUCAGAUGUUCCAGAUUGUCAUAAACAUGCAAUGCAGUAACUGUCCUGAGAUGAUGUGCCAAUUGUUUUAUCCUGUGCACAAAGACAUUAUACUUUCAGUUACCACCAUGACUAGCUAUGGUCAGGGAACUGUGUCGUGGGGACAGCAAGUACUGGAGGCUUACAAAUGCCCUGCACUUUACCUCUACAGUAUCAGUAUACAGAAAGAUCUGAUAGUGCAAGAUAUUUAAUGACUAUUUAUGAGCUUUUAGUUUGUAUUAUUGACAUGUGUUGCAUUUCUUUGCAAAUAAAUCACAUGUUUAAAUUUUA
This is a messenger RNA of Cryptotermes secundus, 4394 nucleotides long. RefSeq names its product leucine--tRNA ligase, cytoplasmic (gene LeuRS). The transcript is spliced from 19 exons. The record is from RefSeq and is a predicted model, not a curated record. Gene Ontology annotation, molecular function: leucine-tRNA ligase activity; ATP binding; aminoacyl-tRNA deacylase activity. The coding region runs from base 199 to 3753 and encodes 1184 amino acids. Gene Ontology annotation, biological process: leucyl-tRNA aminoacylation. Lineage: Eukaryota; Metazoa; Arthropoda; Insecta; Blattodea; Kalotermitidae.